Trichechus manatus latirostris (Florida manatee) is the source of this 1105-nucleotide messenger RNA. RefSeq names its product receptor activity modifying protein 3 (gene RAMP3). Gene Ontology annotation, biological process: intracellular protein transport; protein localization to plasma membrane; cellular response to hormone stimulus. The record is from RefSeq and is a predicted model, not a curated record. The transcript is spliced from 3 exons. Gene Ontology annotation, cellular component: cell surface; signaling receptor complex; membrane. Gene Ontology annotation, molecular function: coreceptor activity. Lineage: Eukaryota; Metazoa; Chordata; Mammalia; Sirenia; Trichechidae. Bases 325 to 771 code for a protein of 148 amino acids.
GCAGAACAAGGGAAGGGCCAGCUCUUCUCACGCAAAGGCAGCAGUAACUCGGAGCUGAGAGGUGGCAGUGAGCGGCCCGCCGCACCCCGCCCGCACCCGGGCCCGCACCCUGCCCGCACCGAGACCAUACCCCGAUCCCAGGCUCGCGCACCCUCGUCACGGGCCCCACCCCAGCAGCUGGAGGGAGCCGGGGCGCAGCGGAGGCGGGCUUGCGUGGGCCUUGCCCCUCCCCUCCAGGCCUAGGCGCAGCUCCCCGGCGCCCCCCACAGCUGACGCGCCGCCGGCAGCGAGCCAGGACCUUGCAGUGCCGCAGCCAGCCGGACCAUGGAGGGACGAGCGCUGCGCCGUCCGCAAUUUCUCCCGCUGCUGCUGCUGCUUAGCGGUGUGUGUCCCCAAGUGGACGGCUGCAAUGAGACGCGCAUGCUGGAGAAACUGCCCCGCUGCGGGAAGGCCUUUGCAGAGAUGAUGCAGCAGGUGGAUGUCUGGAAAUGGUGCAACCUGUCAGAGUUCAUCGUGUACUAUGAGAUCUUCACCACCUGCACUGAGGUGGAGACCAACCUCGUGGGUUGCUACUGGCCCAACCCCCUGGCCGAGAGCUUCAUCACCCGCAUCCACAAGCAGUUCUUUUCCAACUGCACCGUGGACAGGGUGCACUGGGAAGACCCCCCGGAUGAGAUUCUCAUUCCACUCAUCACUGUGCCCAUCCUGCUGACGGUGGCCAUGGCUGGCUUGGUGGUGUGGUGUGGCAAGCACAACGACAAGAUGAGGUGAGUGUGCCAUUCUCCAGGUCCUGCAAACUGUAAGAAAGUCCCUGGGCCAGGUGCUGGCCCUCUGGCCACAGGCUGGGAUCUGCACUUGGGCAUACUCUACCGGUUAUGGGUGAUACCCUCACAGCCCAGAGCUUGUGGCCUGGCUGGAACACGGGCUUUGCCCCCAAGCUCUUCACUCUCUUUUUCUAGUCAGUGGAAGAAAACAUGAUCCAGGCUGGAGCUUGUGUCUGAGCACAGCAACUGCUGCUGCUGCCCUCUGAGCCCCUCCAGGCGGGGUCUACACCCAGCUCUAACUCCAACCCCUGCCCUGGGACCUCUCCGGCCUCAUUCCUAGU